Messenger RNA from Magallana angulata, 1073 nucleotides. RefSeq lists its product as uncharacterized. The coding region runs from base 1 to 942 and encodes 313 amino acids. The transcript is spliced from 4 exons. The record is from RefSeq and is a predicted model, not a curated record. Lineage: Eukaryota; Metazoa; Mollusca; Bivalvia; Ostreida; Ostreidae.
AUGCCACCAUACCAAACCACGCGCUCAGACAGGACCGUCAGACCACCGGCAAAAUUAAGUGACUAUAUCGAGUGGCCAUGUUUACUUCUAGUGAUAACAGACAGUGUCCUCUUUACCCAAAGUGCCCACACACGUGACUACCCCCACUUUACGACCGAACAACUCAUUCACCAUUUUCAUGCCCCGUUGAUCACCGACGCUUCCGGUCUGGCCGCGAGUCGUAAACACAGGGGUGUACUAUAUACUCACAACGACAGCGAACACCCGACCAACUAUGUCUUCGCAAUCAACGCAUCAACCGCAGCCUUGAUUUCCACGUUGAUGGUUUACCCCUCCAGUAACUUUGAUUGGGAGGAUAUUGCUGUGGGACCUUGCGGAAGUACAAGUUGUAUUUACAUCGCAGACACGGGAACCACGGGAACAACCGAUGUUUACCGCGUGGAGGAACCCGACUUUAUCUAUUCGGAUCAAAUACUGCAAAAUGCAAAGAAAAUUACAUACACUUGGACUGGGGUUCCGAGCAACCAUCUUACAUCAAGAACAAUAAUGGUGGAUCCGCAUGGAAAUGUUUACUUGGUAAACGACAAAGUCAGGAAUAUUGGGCUUAUUUCCCCAGACAUGUGGACCAAACACCAACCUGUGGACAUUGCAACUCCCUACCUCCUGAAUUUUCCUCGCGAAGUUAACCGCACAACAGACCCAGAAUCCGGAGACAUUUCCUCGGACGGUUCUCAGGUUCUGAUACUAACACACAAUCAUAUUUACUAUUGGCACGUUCGACAUGGCAAUAUACUUUCGUCUCUGCAAGGCGAUCCCAUUACUGUUCCUAGACUUCAUGGUCAUCACUUAGGGGGAGUUUGUUGGGACUUGGAUGGAAGAAAUUAUUACACUGUAAAAGAAGGGAAAAACGCCCCACUCUACAUCCAUCAACGCAUUAAUUGAAAUAAUUGUUUCUCUGACUCUUUGAAUUAAAAUUAAAAAAAAUUAAUUCAAGUGCAUUAUUUAUCAGUGUACAUGCAUUUAAUUAUAAUAUACAUACAUGCUCCAAUACAACGAGUAAAGCUGAAUAAAGG